Molecule: messenger RNA, 962 nt
Organism: Daucus carota subsp. sativus
Lineage: Eukaryota; Viridiplantae; Streptophyta; Magnoliopsida; Apiales; Apiaceae
Exons: 8
Coding region: 178-819 (213 amino acids)
Molecular function (GO): protein binding
Source: RefSeq, a predicted model, not a curated record
AAAAUUGAAUAUACUUUUUAAGGGUCUUCGCUUGUUCUUGCUACAAUAAUAUAGUUCUUCUAAACCAAUUAGGGGUUAGGGUUUGCGAUUGUUGUUUUCAUUUCUUCGAUUCAACUUGUUCAAAUCUAUACAUACAACUGCCGGUACAUAUACAUAUAUAUAUACGUUGUAGCGACGAUGUACGCCGAUCGUGAGUCCAGCGCCGGUAAGCUCUCCGUCAAAGACCGUCUCCAGCUCGCUGGUUCAGGUAGCCGUCGUCAAAAUCACAAGCGGCAGAGGCAAGAGGAUGACAAAUGGGUGCAUAAUCUCUAUGAUAACAAAGGGACUCAAGUUUUAAAUCGCAGAGAUCUUCGUCUAAAGCUCCAGAACAAGAGUACUCAAAGUCAACUCGAGAUUGAAGGUAUAAGAGAUCUGCGUGAAAAGCUGUCUGGUUCAAAUAAUUCACUAAAGGUGACCACUGCUGCGCCAAAGCGAAGAAAAGUUGCUGUGGACAGUAGACUUGCUAGGAAAGUCAUAGUUCAAGUCCCUGUACAAGAGGCCAAAAAAGUCAUGAGGACCAUGUCCAAGAAAAAGACUGUACAUGAGGCUGAAACUGUGGAUAGCUUCCUACAAUCCCUGGGUCUAGAAAAAUAUUCAUUAACAUUUCAAGUUGAGGAAAUUGAUAUGGCUGCCUUUUUACAUAUGAAUGAUGCAGACCUGAAAGAUUUGGGCAUACCCAUGAGGUGGAGACUUGGUUUGGUACUUCCAGUUCCGGAGCUAUAUCUACUUCUGAAUGUAGGAUUGGUCCAAGAAAGAAGAUACUACUGGCAUUGGAUUUGAUACUCUGACACUGGGUAGUGCAUACUCUUUUGUAAAGCCAAUGGGCUAGCAUGUAAUGUCUUGUACAACUAACUAAUAGGCAGCCAUUUGCUUUUUAACCGCUACUCCUCCGGUAAAUAAAUACCAUUGUUCAAGUUAUUGUC